This is a messenger RNA of Lasiodiplodia theobromae, 3165 nucleotides long. RefSeq names its product Ankyrin repeat protein. The transcript has 11 exons. Lineage: Eukaryota; Fungi; Ascomycota; Dothideomycetes; Botryosphaeriales; Botryosphaeriaceae. The record is from RefSeq and is a predicted model, not a curated record. Gene Ontology annotation, molecular function: protein binding. The coding region runs from base 1 to 3165 and encodes 1054 amino acids.
AUGAAUAAUCCACUCGAGACCAAUUUUGGCAAGGUCCUGGGUUCUUUCAAAGCAAAACUCACACAAGAUGAGUAUGAAGACUUUUGCUUCGCGACAUUGGAUGAUCUAAAACAGACCGUGGUCGAGAUUCAAGCAGAGCAGGGGUCCGCAAGGCGCCUGCAGAAUUUGAGGCGCCUUGAUGCGUUUCUUGAGGCUAUGGAACAGUAUGAUAAAGUUGUCCAGAUAUUUCUGAACGCUGCAGAUCUUCUGGCAUUCAUUUGGGGUCCCGCCAAAUUCAUCUUGAUAACUGCAAGCACAUGGAACGAGUCUUUCAACACGCUGCUGGAUGCGUAUGAAGAGAUUGGGAAUCAUAUUCCGCUUCUGAAGCAAUAUGAGGGCAUCAUCAAACGAAGUCCUGAGUUGCAUAUCGUGCUGGAAUUGAUCUACAAAGAUAUCCUUAAUUUCCAUCAACGAGCAAUCAAGCACUUCAGAACCAAAGUGUGGAAACAGCUGUUCCAUGCUACAUGGAAGACCUUUCGCACUGAUUUCCAAGCCAUUCUGAAAAGUCUCCAGUCUCACAAGAGAUUACUCGACAGCCAAGGAAUUCUGAUUGGAGCUCAAGAAAUCCAAAAAGUCAGAGAGCAGAUCGAGAAUGGAAUUCAAGAAAGUCAAAUAAUCAGAGAACAGAUCGAGAAUGAGCGCCAACAAAGGCAAAAGGACGAAGAGACCCGUCGGAGACGUGAAGUUUCUACUUGGCUUGCAGCAGCAGAUAGUAUUGAAGAUCAAGAAACAGCCACAGAAGCAAGAUCGAAGUACCCUACUUCCGGAGUCUGGAUGGUUCGAGAAAGGCUGGUCACUCGAUGGUGCGAUCUGCAUUCUCAAAGUGAGCCAUGCCUGUGGAUCAAUGGGAAACCCGGCGCUGGAAAAACUGUCCUUGCUUCAGUCCUUGUCGAGAAGUGCAACAGUAUCGCCCAUGCCAACGUGGCAUACUUCUACUGCAGAGCAGAGGACUGCAGCAGGAAUACGUUCAUCGGAGUAUGCAGAAGCCUCAUUUCUCAGCUUGUGCAGCAAAACACUUCGAUUCUGUCAUACGCAUAUGAAAAGUCAUCCUUGAGCGGACAUAGUCAGCUUGAUUCAACAAUCCUUGCGAAGGAAAUGCUAGCUGUGGCUCUCAACGCGUUCGAGAACCUCUUCAUCAUCAUCGACGGGAUCGAUGAAUGUAAAAAGGAUGAGAAGAAACGCAUAUCUGAGGCACUCAUUUCUAUGGCUGAAAGCAGAAUGUUUCAGAAACUGCCGACUUUCCGCAUCACUGAGAAUCACACCAAGGGUGAUGUGCUGGACUACUGUAUUGCAAGGGAGAACACAAUCGCGCAGUAUUUCCAAAUCUCUGCCACUGAGAUCCAACAGCUGAAUAUCUCACACAAGGUUGCAGCAAAAGCGGACGGGAUGUUUCUUUUCGCAAAAUUAGUCAUGGAAAACUUGUUGCAGCAGUGCACCAGGGCGGGCCUGAAGGCCGAAAUUGGGCGUAUUCCCCCCGACCUCGACAAAGCCUACAAUCGUUUGUUGAUUCGGAUCCUCCAAGAUUCUCCUAAACCAGAGCAGCAGAUCGCCAAAAGGCUAUUGUGUUGGUUGCUCUGCACGCAACGGCCACUCAAAUGGCAUGAAAUCCAAGGAGCCAUGGCGAUUGACAUCGAAAACCUCACUUUUGAUUACCAAGAGCGGAGUCUCAUCAAAGAUUCGAAAGCUUUUUGUGGUUCCCUCGUGGAAGUCCGAAAGGGGGGUACCAUAGAGCUUGUGCAUCAAACGGCAAGAAAUUUCCUCAAAAGGCAGGACGAGCUGCAGCUUGACUCGGAAGAAGUCGAUUUCGCGUGUAUUUGUCUCGGAACUCUGACUCUUUCAAGUCAUGAUGACGGCCUUUCUGAAGAUUCAAUCCGUGACUACAUCUUAAAAGGAUACUAUGGCUUCAGCGACUACUCUGUCGUCUCCUGGCAAGAUCCAAAUCCAAAUCUAAAUGCAUCCCUCAACUUCGACAACUCACCACUUGGAAUGGCCAUCCGUUGCAGAGAUGUUGAAAUUUUCGAAGCACUUCUCUCUCGGGCCCCGGACGAUCUUUUCCAGGGAAUAGAUGAGACGAAUGUUCUCCUGGAGUCAUUCAAAUAUCUAUUCUUUGCGCAGACGAUGAAGAAUGGCAACGACGAGAUUGUCACGACCUACCUCAUGAAGCUGAAGAAGAUCGAUACGUUUUUGUUCGCUUCUGCUAUGAGGCUUCAGCCAGAUUGGAACAAGCUUGUUUUGUUUCUGAAUCACGCCGCUAAUGGUGGGGAUACAGCGUUCAAAGACAACGGUAUCUCAUACCUGAAAGUCGCGGUUGAACACCUACAUGAAGAGACCUCACGAUAUCUCUUGUACGAUCUGGGGCUGUGGGAGAAGCUACAAGACAGGCUAAACCGCUCGUUUCUUGCUACCGCGGCAUUCAAUGGACAUGAGGGAUUUCUUCGGAGAAUUCUACUCACAGAAAACGCCGAUACCUUGAUCAACACCUGGGUCCGCACCUUGGCACUCCAUCGAGCCUGCGAUGAGGGUUCUAGCAACAAGGUUGAAACUCUACUUAACGACGAACAAGUCGACCCAAAUAUGCCUGGUGUCUUCGGGUAUACACCGACGGCAAUCGAACUCUCCAACGAGGAACUAUAUCUGUUUCCGGACUCGCAAAAGCGUCUCGAAUAUUAUCUUCUCGCUAAUACGAAUUGGGAUUUGUAUCCUAUCGAUUCAACGAUGCUGAUACGCUUUUGCGCAACCGGGAACCUCAGGCAGGUGCAGAACGCCAUUCGGAAGGCUCCUCAUGACUUGAACGUCCCUGACAGUAGAGGCUGGACGCCUUUCCUGCAUGCUGUCAAAAGCCGAAGGAAUGAGAUCGCCGAAUUCCUGUUGGAAAAGGGCUGCGAUAGCCAAACAUUCGAGGGAUCCGAUCGCGUCUCUCCAUUGAUGAUAGCAGUCGAGCAAGAUGACUUGGCGAUGGUUCGGCUUUUGCUUUCAGAGGCUCGCGUGGACCCAACAUACAAGAACGGCAAAGGGAAAGCAGCCAUCGAUUACCUAGACCCGAACAGCCCAGUGGCAGAGCAGAUCCGAGAUGAGAUCAAAGAUGCAACUGACAUGGCGUCCGUAUUUGGGAAUUUCGAUUCAUAG